This is a messenger RNA of Paramecium sonneborni, 2416 nucleotides long. NCBI's taxonomy places the organism in Eukaryota, Ciliophora, Oligohymenophorea, Peniculida, Parameciidae. The record is from the annotation of a GenBank genome assembly.
AUGAAUAAUGAUAGAACUAAUAAAAAAAGAGAUAAAUCUUCUAAUGAUGUUAAAAGUCUUUUAAGUUAACCUAGUAUGUUGUUUAAUCAAAAAGUUGAAGAUAAUAUUAUUCAUGUCAUUUAAUAAUUCUAACCAUUGAGAACUGAAAAUGAUGAGCUUAAAAAUACUAUACUUGCUACUUAAACUUAUUUAGAAGUAUUUUAUAAAAAUUUUAUAAAUUAGCAAUAAAGAGAGAAUCUAUCAUAAAUUAUUAGAGAAACUGAAAGUAGAGAACUUGUGAAGAGAAUUGCAGAUAUUCCAACGUUAAUUACUAUUUUAUAAGAAGAUAUGAAAACCAUGUAAGAAACAUUAAGGACAUGUAUUUCAAACACUAUUACGUAAUAUAGAAUCACUAUUAUUGACAUAAUAAACUGAGUAGUUACUAUUUUUAAAUCAAGAACGCAAUUCUAAUUAUGAACGUAUUAAAAUUGAAGUUUCUCAAUAAUAAAUAGAAUAAUAAAGUAUUAUAACUCAUCAGGAAGAAUUAAUUAAAUCAAAAGAUCAAACUAUAUACCAAUUGAAUUAAAUAAUUGAAGAUGAAAAUAAAAAAAUUAAGAAAAAUUAAAAUUCACAUUUUGAAAUUCUAGAUUCAUAUAAUGAGAAGUUAGAAGACUUAAAUAGUUAACUUAAUGAGGAAAUUGAAAAAUAAUAAUAAAUUAAGAUUAAAUAUACAUAGAUGUUACAAUAAUAAUAAGAUGAACAUCAUACUUAAGUAACUAUUAAACAAGAUUAAUAUGAAUUUGCUUUAGGAGAAUUAAGAAAUACUUAUGAAAAACGUAUGGAUAAAUUAAUUAAAGAUAGUGAAUUUAGAAUUUCAGAAGCAAAUAAAGCUUCCAUAAGAGCCAAUAAAGAAUUAGAAUAAAUUACAAAUAAAUAUGAAUAAGAAAUAUUAAAAAAUGAAUAAUCAAUAAUUCUAAUUAAAAAUUAAUAAUUAUAAUUAUAAUAAUAAUAACAAUAAACUUAAUAAUUAAGAGCUUAAAUGCAUUAAUAAUCUUUAUAUCUUCAUUAAACUUAAGCUAUGAUAGCUAAUUUAAAAAAAAAUAAUAAUAAUGAAGAAUUAAAUUUGUCAGAAUAAAAAAUUUAAUAAUAAUUAGAGAAUUUGUAUUUGAUAAAUCCUACAAAUAAUAUUGAUCAUCAAUAAUAAUAGAUAUCAUCGCCAUCUUUAUGGUCUCAUGAUAUAAAUUAAUUUUCUCAGUCAGUUUUCAAAAAUAAUAUAAAAUAUGUUGAUUAAUAAACUACUUAAAUGUCUCCUAUAUCAAAUUCUAAAUAAAUUUAAGAUUAAAUUCCAAAUUUAGAGUUUUAAGAAAUAAUGGAAUCAAAAAAAUAAACUAAUUUAAUGAAAAAAUUAAAAAAGAAACGUAAUUAAAGAUCUAAAAAUAGAGAAGAUUAAUAUUAUUAUUAUGAACUCAAAACAAAUGAUGGAAUAACACAAAAAGAAUUAAUUACUAAACCUUCUCCAAAAUAAAGUGAGGAAACUCCAAAUUCUAAAUUUACAAGUGUUAAUUUUACUUAAGCUUUUGUUACUCAUCAUCAUUCAAAUCUUAGAAGAAGAAGUAAAUUAUAAAUUAACUUCUCUAAUAAUUAAAUAUAAGAAUAAGAGAUCAAUCAUGAAAUUUAGACAUAAGAUAUCUCUUGUUAAACUGAAGAUUUCUUAUUAGAAUAUUUAAUAAUCAAUGAAAAUUAAAAAACUAUUCAUACUCAUUAAUAAGAAAGGUCUAAUAGUUACUUUUUUUCACCAAAUAAAAAACAUUAAAAUACUUCAACUAUUUUAGAUAAUAGUUCUAAUAAUUAAAAUUAAUUUACUCAUUAAAUAUUACAAAGUGAUUAGGAUGAAUUUUAAGUUUAAUUAAAAGAUGAAGUAACUAUUCUUAAAGAAUAAAUUAUUUUACUUCAGUCAUAAAAUUAAAUAUAGGCUAAAAAUAUAACAGAUUUAUAAGAAAAAGCUUAAUAUAUGUAAGAUAGAAUGAAAGAAAAUGUUAAAUAAAUGAAAUAAUAAAUUACAAGAAGUUCAUAAGAAAAUGAAACUCUGUUAAAAUAAUUAGAAAAGCCAAAAGAAGUUGUUAAGAAAAAAAUAGAAUUAUAAAAACAUUUGGAAAAUUAGAUUUCUUAAAGUGAAAAUUUGUAAUAUUAAUUAAAUAAAGCAACAGAAAUAAUAAAAUAUUUUAAUAAUGAACUUGAAAAUUAUAAAUAAAUGUAUAAUAUUUUUGGAUAAGGUAGUAAAUCAGAAAGAUAAACAAAGAAAUUACCUAGUAUUUAUUAACCUUCUCCAAAAAGGAAAAUGGGAGAAUGUACUCCAAGAAAAUAAUAAUCAAUGUAUGAAGAAGCAUAAAGAUUAAUAGAUAAUCUUUAUGAUAUAAAAACUUAUAAAAGAAAUUGA